Molecule: messenger RNA, 924 nt
Organism: Paramecium primaurelia
Lineage: Eukaryota; Ciliophora; Oligohymenophorea; Peniculida; Parameciidae
Source: the annotation of a GenBank genome assembly
AUGAAAACAUUGCAUUUCCAAGAUUAAACAUUCAUCUAACCUUAUUAUACUCCUAGAGGAGAUUCCUAUAGAUUUGAUUAUCAUAAAUAAUAAACUAUGUAGCUUUUGAAUAAGGUUAAAAGACAUCUUUAAAAAUGUGACUCAAAUAGAUAUCGAAGUGAGAGAAGAUCACCAGUUGAUGUUAAGUAUUUAGAUAAUCAAUUGAGAGAUGAAGUUAAAGAUGAUUAUGUAGAAUAAAAUGCAGACCAAGAGUUUAAAAUCUUAAAUGGAACAUGUUUGAAAGAAAUGUUAGCAUAUAACAACAUUUAAGAUGUGCGUAAAUUAGAUGAAGAAUAAGAGUUUGCAUAAACUAUGAUGCCAAAGUAAAGAAGAUUAAAGAAAUUAUAAUCGACUAUAUUAGUUACUAAACUAGUAAGAGCUAAAGGUAUAGAUAAGAAGUCAAUCCAGUAAAUUGAUAAAGAAAAAUUAGAAGAAUUCAUGUCAAUCCACAAAGAUUAAAUAAAAGCAGAUAAAAAGUCUAAAUUAAGUAAACUGAAACUUCCCAAUAUUCCAGAAGCAUCUUCUAGAAGAUUUUAGAGAGCAACCAUAACAACUUUCAGAGAGUUUAAAUAAAAUUCAUCUGAAAUUGAUGGUUCGCCUUUGGUGUAAAGAUAAACUUCAUUAACAUUAAUAUCAGAUACUAAAAUUCCUAUAGUGAGGUAGGGACAAUCGAAAAAAACAAUUGGUUUAUUAAUUGAUAGAAUAAAUGAAGAAAAAACAUCAAUAAUUGAAUAAAAGAAAGACAUCAAAACUUCAAUAGCGAAAGUAUAGAAACAUUUUGAUAAAAUAGAUAUCUUUAGUAAAUUAGAUAGACAAGAAAAAUUUAAUUAUUUAAAAUUUGAGUAAAGAAUUUUUGGUAAAGGUAAACACAAGAGAUACUUUUGA